GGGAACUGUACUCUGGCAAGAUGCUCUCUGUCUGGUGUGGCUGGGAGCCAGGGACUGGCUUACACCAACAGCAGGAAGCUUGUAGUAAAUAGCUCCAGUGUCUUCACUGUCCGUUACUUCAGAACCACUGCAGUACGUAGGGAUGAUGUGGUUACGGUGAACACACCAGCCUUUGCAGAGUCAGUCACAGAAGGAGAUGUCAGGUGGGAGAAAGCUGUUGGAGACACGGUGGCGGAAGAUGAGGUGGUGUGUGAGAUUGAGACGGACAAGACAUCAGUGCAGGUUCCAGCCCCAGCAGCUGGUGUGAUUGAAGCCCUUCUGGUACCCGAUGGUGGCAAAGUGGAAGGGGGGACACCUCUGUUCAAACUCAGGAAAACUGGAGCUGCUCCUGCUAAGGCCAAACCAGCAGCAGCCCCUCCUCCUCCUGCAGCCCCUGAACCUGUAGCUGCAGCUCCUCCUCCCCCUCCUGCAGCACCUAUUCCCACUACAAUGCCACCAGUGCCGCCUGUGUCAACGCAGCCCAUCGACAGCAAACCAGUGUCUGCGGUGAAGCCGGCUGCAGCCCCAGCGGUAGCCCCACCUGGGGAGGCAGUGCCCAGCAAAGGUGCCAGAGCAGAGCACAGGGUGAAAAUGAACAGGAUGCGUCAGCGUAUUGCUCAGCGGCUGAAAGAGGCUCAGAAUACUUGUGCCAUGCUGACCACGUUCAAUGAGAUCGAUAUGAGCAACAUCCGGGAGAUGAGAGCUGUACACAAGGAUCCCUUCCUGAAAAAGCACAACCUGAAGCUAGGUUUCAUGUCAGCUUUUGUGAAAGCUGCAGCUUUUGCUCUUCAGGACCAGCCUGUUGUGAAUGCAGUGAUUGACGACACGACCAAAGAGAUUGUCUACAGGGAUUAUGUGGACAUCAGUGUCGCUGUAGCAACUCCUCGGGGUCUUGUGGUCCCUGUCGUUAGGAAUGUAGAAAACAUGAACUUUGCUGACAUAGAGCGUGCUAUCUACGAGUUGGGGGAGAAGGCACGGAAGAACGAGCUGGCUAUUGAAGACAUGGAUGGCGGCACUUUCACUAUCAGCAACGGAGGUGUUUUUGGGUCACUCUUUGGGACACCUAUCAUUAACCCACCCCAGUCUGCCAUCUUAGGCAUGCAUGCCAUCUUUGACAGGCCUGUGGCUGUGGGAGGCAAGAUCGAGGUGCGGCCCAUGAUGUACGUGGCGCUGACGUACGAUCACCGGCUGAUCGACGGCAGAGAGGCAGUGACUUUCCUGCGCAAGAUCAAGGCAGCGGUGGAGGAUCCCCGCGUGCUGCUGCUCGACCUGUAGAGCAGCCGCCCCCCCACGACCCACCCAGGGCAGGGCCGGCACCAGCAGGGGCAAUGCAGGGCAUUCAGGAACUGGCAGGGGUCAUUCCAGUCUCCCUCCCUCCGCUGUGAUUGGAGCUGUCCCAGAGGGAAUUGUGGGGAUGGCUCCUUCCUCCUCUCUUACUCUGCUUAAGGAAGAUUCAGUUUCUCACGAGGAUUGCUGUGCGGUGGACCAACCACUGAAUGGCACUGCCUUUCCACAGCCGUCUGUACGGCGUCCUCUCUCUCACAGCACCAAACUCGCCUCUGGCUUGUCCUAUACCACUGGAAACCGCUUGCUGCUGCUGUGCUAGGGUACCCUUCCCUGCCACUCCAAGGUGGGUUCAGCUUUAUUUCCUAGCACUGAGGUUCCUGGGAGGGAGAGGAGAGGAAAGGCUACUGUUCUGUCCAUUUGGCUUGAAAAUAUUUCACACUCAUCUGCCUUGCAAGGGCAGCCUGAGGACCCCCAGGCCACUCACAGAAGAGGGCUUGAGGUAGGUGUCGUGCCUCUGCCAGCACCCUCCACACACUCCCUC
This is a messenger RNA of Merops nubicus (carmine bee-eater), 1867 nucleotides long. It is a transcript of the gene DLST, whose product is annotated as dihydrolipoamide S-succinyltransferase (E2 component of 2-oxo-glutarate complex). The transcript has 14 exons. The record is from RefSeq and is a predicted model, not a curated record. Gene Ontology annotation, cellular component: oxoglutarate dehydrogenase complex. The annotation marks the transcript as partial. Gene Ontology annotation, molecular function: dihydrolipoyllysine-residue succinyltransferase activity. Lineage: Eukaryota; Metazoa; Chordata; Aves; Coraciiformes; Meropidae. Gene Ontology annotation, biological process: tricarboxylic acid cycle.